This is a messenger RNA of Pyrgilauda ruficollis (rufous-necked snowfinch), 5135 nucleotides long. RefSeq names its product protein kinase X-linked (gene PRKX). The record is from RefSeq and is a predicted model, not a curated record. Lineage: Eukaryota; Metazoa; Chordata; Aves; Passeriformes; Passeridae. Gene Ontology annotation, biological process: protein phosphorylation. Gene Ontology annotation, molecular function: protein serine/threonine kinase activity; ATP binding. The transcript is spliced from 9 exons. The coding region runs from base 263 to 1357 and encodes 364 amino acids.
UGUGGCGCGGCUGGGCGCACCCUCGCCAUUGUCUGCGCGGCGGUCCUUGCCUGCUGCGGGCACCGGCGGGCGGCACGGCGCUUGUGGCCGCGAUGCUGAAAGGCUGCGCGCCCCCUCAGACGCGGCAGCGGGCUCCAGCCCUGGGGAGCAGCCACCCCGCCUGCUGAAGACUGAAACUUUGCGUCCCCGCCGCUCCCUCUCCUCCCUCUUCCUUUUGCCCUUCUCCAUGCGCUGAGCGGCCGCGGGGCGCCCGCUCGGCCCCAUGGACGCCUUCAGCGCUGCCAAGGCCAAGAUGGGGGCGAAAAGCGGCGGCGAGGCGGCGGCGGCGGGAGUGGCCGCGCCUCAGCCCGCCGUGCCGGCCCCCAGCCCCGCCGGUCCCGGCUCGCCCGCCGCGUUCGAGCCCGCUGCCUACAAGCUGGAGGACCUGGAGACCCUGGCCACCGUGGGCACAGGUACCUUUGGACGUGUUCAUCUGGUGAAGGAAAAAAUGGCCAAGCGUUACUUUGCACUGAAAGUAAUGAGCAUUCCUGACGUCAUUCGACUGAAGCAGGAGCAACACGUGCACAAUGAAAAGUCUGUCUUGAAAGAAGUCAACCACCCUUUUUUGAUCAGAUUAUUUUGGACCAACCACGAUGAACGAUUUUUAUAUAUGUUAAUGGAGUAUGUGCCAGGAGGGGAACUUUUUAGUUACCUGCGCAACAUGGGCCGUUUCAACAACAGCACAGGACUGUUUUACUCUACGGAAAUUAUUUGUGCAAUAGAAUACCUGCACUCCAAAGAAAUAGUUUACAGAGACUUAAAACCUGAAAAUAUAUUACUAGACAAAGAAGGACAUAUCAAGCUUACUGACUUCGGAUUUGCAAAAAAACUGGUGGACAGAACGUGGACUCUCUGUGGCACUCCUGAGUACCUUGCACCAGAAGUUAUACAAAGUAAAGGCCAUGGAAGAGCUGUGGAUUGGUGGGCCCUGGGAAUUCUUAUAUUUGAGAUGUUGUCAGGGUUUCCUCCAUUUUUUGAUGACAAUCCAUUUGGUAUAUAUCAGAAGAUUCUUGCUGGAAAAAUAGAUUUCCCGAGGCAUUUGGAUUUAUAUGUAAAAGACCUUAUUAAGAAGCUGCUUGUGGUUGACAGAACAAGACGACUAGGAAAUAUGAAGAAUGGAGCAGAUGAUGUGAAGAGACAUCGAUGGUUCAGGUCUAUAGACUGGGAUGCUGUACCUCAAAGGAGACUAAAGCCUCCCAUAGUGCCCAAAGUAUCCAAUGAUGGGGAUACUUCCAAUUUUGAAGCUUAUCCUGAAGAUGACUGGAACAAGACACCUCCGGUACCUCCUAAAGAUCUAGAAAUUUUCAAGAACUUCUGAGUGUUACAUCUACACUGGGCAAGAAACUGGAAGGAAAUUGAACUGCUAAGAGCAAGUGUGAAGAAUGAUGGAGUUCAGAUAUAAAGGAAGAUUUUCUUUGUGGCUGAGAAUGAUACUGCAUUCAGAUAUGUGUAUUAGUAAAUGUCAUAAAAGGUGGAGGCAGGCAGGAAUAUUUUUUUGCUGUAAACAUUUGACUUUAGUUUAUUGUAAUAAUGAUAGUCUACUCUAAAGUAGACUAAGUAAAAUGAUAUUUUUAGGAUUUUUUUUUUAACUUAUGGUUGAAUUAAGUUUCCUGCUAUUCCCAGAUCCUUUUUGCAUAGUUAACUCAUAGACUUAAUUUUAUAAGUUUAUACUAAAGUUGUGUAAUUAAAAGCACAAAUUAGUAUAUAUGUAUAUAAUGGAUACAGUACAACUAAAGCACAGGAAUUGUGCAAAGAUGUAAAUUUUUGUACUUUGCAGAGUCUAUGAUUUUUAUUUUUCAAAUAAUGUUUUUCAAGAAGUUCUUUAGGAAUAAAAGUCUUAAAAAAAGGAUAAAUGAGUUUUUCAUCAUCUUAUAUACAUUUUAUAAUUCUUUGUAAAAAAACAGAAAUAAUUAAGUUUUAAAAAAGAUUUGUACCUAAAAUUUAGAAUGCCUCACACUUACAACCAUAGUACUUGAAAGCAGAAAGACCAGGGCAUGUUAUAUUGUUGUUAAAGAUGUAUCUUAUUGGCUAAUUUAUGAAGUUCUGUUACAAUUAUGUCUCUUUGAAAACCAGAAUUUUGAGUGAUUAUACACUGUCUGAAAAGAUUCCUCACAUGAAAACUCACUGUAAACAUGCAAGUCAGUCCAUCCUGAUAAAAGGGCUGUAACUGGCUCUCACAGGAAUUGUUCCCUCACAAACUUGUUGUCUUCUCCAAAUGUAAAGCAUGAGCCAUAACAGAUCUUUUUCGUUAGUGAAAUAGUUAUUGUAGAAUGCCGAACACCUCAUAUUAUCAGAGGGAAGACUGAAUAUGUAGUACAACCUUAUUUUUCUGCUCCUCCUUUUUUGAAAAUGUCCCAGUCCCUGCUGCCAGCAAUUUCGUAUGUACAGAGUUCAGACCUUAGAUGCACAGAGUCUUUUUUUCCAUCCUGUGUUAAAAUCUUUCUAGCAGCUUGAGCACACUUUUUUGGAAGUACUUGCAAUAUUGAUUCAUUUUAAGUAGCACUAGAUACCAGUAUGUGCGUAUGUAUGUAUCUCUAUAUGUGAAUGCACAGAAAGAUGAAGGUAGAUUGCAUACUAGGCAGAACCUCUUUUUUUAGGGUUUUUUUUUUCAUGUUAUAUAUUGUGAUACCUGUCUUAAUAUAAGGGAGUUGAUUUUGAAGUACUUCAAUUACAAAAAACAAAAUGACAUUUUUUAAGAUGUUGUCGGUUUUAGGUAGCUUCUAGUGAAAUUACCAUAUUUAGACUUUUUUUUCUCAGAACACAUCAGCUCUCUGGAGUCUGCUACUAUGACUUACGGCUCUACAUGAUACUGUUUAAUUAGAUCAUACAGACAGUUUUUCCCAAAAACUAUUCUCUACAUUUUUGAUCUGAAAGCAAUAAGAAAUGUAGGCUGAAGAUUUGUUUAGAUUUUUAAACUAAGUCCAAAUGCCUACAAAGCAGGCAUUCUAGUAAUUGCUACUGAAAUUAUCAUAUUUAUGAUUUUAUGGCAGAUCUGUUACUGGAGUCUUCUUGUGGAAAAGUGGUCUCAAUUUUUUUUUUUUUUAAACAGUACAGAAGUGCUAUUGAGAACCUGUAACUUCUAGGGUAUUAGAUUAUUUCUUCAUAAAGCAAAUCUUAUGAAAAGAGAUUGCAUAACUCUUGUCAAAAAUGCACAAUGUGUAACAAAAUCAGGACAUUUCAGAAUGAUAAUUCUGGAAUAUCACAAAGCUGUCGUGAUGUUUUGCAAGUUGGUGGCUCCAGCUGCCACUCAGUAAAUAUUGUGUAGGAAUGUAUAAUGAAAUACAAGACAUUCCAUAGGAAAUUACAGUUUAAACCUAGUGUGAGUACCUUAUUCUCCUGGAAAAAUGAACUUGGCCCACUGUAUUGGUAUCUGUUGAACUAGUUAUUCUAAAUCAGUUGGAAAAACUGAAACACAUAAAACACAGCUUAUUUUGUGUAAGGGGGAGCAAACAGUUGGUGAGUUUUCUUAAUGUGCAAGUGUAUAGUAUUUUAUGGACUCUGAAUACUAUAUACAUCAAUUUCUUAUUUGCAAAUUUAUGUACUGCAAGAAAGUGUGCUAUAUAUAGGAUUUUUUUUUCAAAUUUCAAAGCUCCUCUUCAGAUCUGAGGAAAUGAUGUUGAAAUUGAGUAAUUUGCCACAGUGGCAGUUAGAAGUUUUGAAUGCUUGAACAACAGGAGAUAGUAAAUUUUCUUUUUAUGACUCUUAUCCAUUGCUGGCAGUGGAUGCACUGACACUCACUAUGAUGGAGACUAAGGAAGCAAAUACAAUGCUGUUAAUAAUGAUAAUCCUUUGACUUUACAUUGUGUCCGAGCCAUGUGUACAUACACCUAACUACUGACCUCGUCAGCAUGCUUUCUAGUACAAAACUGCUUUCAAUUUUUUUUAGUUAAAAUACUGAAGUAAAAAAUAAAACCAAGACAUUUUUGAAGCAUUAUUUUAAGUGAUCAGUUAUUUUCUCUACAGUCCUGGACUUAAUGAGGUGUUAUCACCUGGCUGUUUUAUUUAUUUGCACAAGUGAGUCUGCUUUAAGUCUUUACUGGGACUUCAUGCCCCACUAAUGUAGUUCUGUCAGAGUGCUCAUGCAGGUAAACACUGCACUAGGAAUUCUGGAUUUACGGAUUUUUUUUUUUUAAGAAGGCUAGAAGAUUUUUUUUUAGUUCCUAUUCAAGUAGGGUGUUACCUGAAGUUCAUUUUAUUUUAGUUCUUUCUGUUAAUGUGUACUUUUGCGUAUAGACUGUUGCAUAAGGACUGUUGUCUUGCAAGAGAGCCCAUAGGCCUUUGAUAUUUUACAUCAGUGAACAAGAAUGUUAAAUGUUGAUAAAACAACCUUUAUUUUUGAGUUUUAUAUAUAUAUAUUUUUAAUUGCCCAGUCUGAGGUUUUAAGUGAUAAACAUGAAUUGUAAACUCAAUUGCCUUGUAACCAAAUGAUAUAAAUGCUUCAUGAUUUCAGUGAAGAACAUGCUGUAGAUUUUCCUGUAAAUGAGCUUGAUCAAUGAAUAUGUGUGCUACUGAGCUUUAACUAAUGUGAUCUUCCACUGUAGAAAGUCAUUGUUAUGGAUCAAAUAUAGGUACUAAACUAUGUUUAAAUGGAUAAACAGGGAUUUUACAGUUUUGAAAGCAAUGAAGAUACGGCUGUUCCUCAGCCCAUCUGCUUGCCAUUCAGAAGAGUUGUAAUGCAGUGCUUCCUAUGCUAUAGAAUUAUUUUUCAGCUUUCAAUGACUGUAGCAUGAUUCCUUUUUGUACUGUACUGUGUACAGACUUCCCAUGUUUUGCACUUUUCUAUGGCAAACCUUGACUGCUUUAUAAAUACUCUGUUGUGUAGUAAGUAGUGGUAGUGGUAGCAGGCAUUUGUGUGCUGCAUAAUCAGUUUGGACUGCUCCAUUUGCGAGGUUCACUUGGGCUAAUGUUGUGUGUUGCUGGUUGCUUGUUGUAGCUCACGUGUCAGUACUGUUCAAAGUUACAAAGUCAGCCCUCAUUGCACAAUGAAAAAUCACUGUGAUCUGUACAUAAACCCUAGUAAAACUUUAUUGCUGUUUAAUUUAAUGUAAUAUCUGUCAAAUCUGGAUUCAUUUAAUAAACCUUUAUAUCUUUUCAAA